Molecule: messenger RNA, 4281 nt
Organism: Phyllostomus discolor (pale spear-nosed bat)
Lineage: Eukaryota; Metazoa; Chordata; Mammalia; Chiroptera; Phyllostomidae
Gene: TEF
Product: TEF transcription factor, PAR bZIP family member
Exons: 4
Coding region: 223-1080 (285 amino acids)
Biological process (GO): regulation of transcription by RNA polymerase II
Cellular component (GO): nucleus
Molecular function (GO): RNA polymerase II cis-regulatory region sequence-specific DNA binding; DNA-binding transcription factor activity, RNA polymerase II-specific
Source: RefSeq, a predicted model, not a curated record
GGGCCAGGCCUGCCCUGCCAGGCGGCGGGGAAGGGAAGGCCUGGCUGCAGCCUGAGCUGGCAGGUGGCCGAGCUGGGGGUGGACGGGCGGGCCGGGGUCCGUGCUGCCCAUUGGCUGCCUCCGGCUCCCGCCCCGCCCGCCUCCAGAGCCUGUGGCUCCCGGGCCAGCUCCUGCCUCUCCAGCUGCUUCUAAACUCCCAGAGCAAGCUCCUCCUGCCAGGCCAUGUCGAGCUGCGACCGGAUCGGAGUGGCCCCUGCCAUGGACAUGCCUGAGGUUCUCAAAUCCCUGCUGGAGCACUCUCUGCCUUGGCCAGAGAAGAGGACAGAUAAGGAAAAGGGGAAGGAAAAGCUGGAGGAAGACGAGGCCUCGGCAGCCAGUACCAUGGCCGUUUCCGCCUCCCUCAUGCCGCCCAUCUGGGACAAAACCAUCCCAUAUGAUGGCGAGUCUUUCCACCUGGAGUACAUGGACCUGGACGAGUUCCUGCUGGAGAAUGGCAUCCCCGCCAGCCCCACUCACCUGGCCCAGAACCUACUGCUGCCUGUGGCCGAGCUGGAAGGGAAGGAGUCGGCCAGCUCUUCCACAGCGUCCCCACCGUCCUCUUCCACCGCCGUCUUUCAGCCCUCCGAAACCGUGUCCAGCACAGAAUCCUCCCUUGAAAAAGAGAGGGAAACACCCAGUCCCAUCGACCCCAACUGUGUGGAGGUAGACGUGAACUUCAAUCCCGACCCUGCAGACCUGGUCCUCUCCAGUGUGCCAGGCGGGGAGCUCUUCAACCCUCGGAAGCACAAGUUUGCGGAGGAGGACCUGAAGCCCCAGCCCAUGAUCAAAAAGGCCAAGAAGGUCUUUGUCCCCGAUGAGCAGAAGGAUGAAAAGUACUGGACGAGACGCAAAAAGAACAACGUGGCAGCCAAACGGUCCCGGGACGCCCGGCGCCUGAAGGAGAACCAGAUCACCAUCCGGGCAGCCUUCCUGGAGAAGGAGAACAUGGCUCUGCGGACGGAGGUGGCCGAGCUGCGCAAGGAGGUGGGCAAGUGCAAGACCAUCGUGUCCAAGUACGAGACCAAGUACGGGCCCUUGUAACCCGUGCCCCGCCCUGGCUGCGCUGCCUGCAUCUCGGCCCUCUGCCUGGGGGCUCCCUGAAAUCCCACACGCGUGCGGGGACUUAUGACUCGUCACGGGCAAAUGGCGACGCACCUGCUCCAGGAGCUGUCAUGUUCAAGCUUCAUUAUCCCACAGCUGGCGCACGUGGCGACUUCCCCGGGAGCCAGCCUGCUCACUGGCGGGGACGUGAGAAUCGACGUAGACGGGUGCAUCGCCUUAGUUUCUGCUCCUGGAUGUCCCAGCUGAACUGGGAGGGGACCUCCGGAGCACAGACCUCCUCCCCCAGGGCGCUCAGGCGCCCUCGUCCCCCUCAGUCUCCACCCCGGGCCGUGGAGGCCCGUCUCCGCAGAGCGAGUCCAUCGUUGGCGCCCUUACGUCUUCUCAGGUAGCAGGGCGUGUUUCCGGGCAGGCCGUGUCGGGGGGGCCACCUCACCCGACCCAGGAAGUCUGAGAGAAGCGUCCGUUUCCAUCUCCCUCGGAGGCAGGGAGGCACCCGGCUCCUCCGUUGUGUCUGCGUGGGCGCCAGGCCACCUGCGUGGAGCUCUGCCGGCCUGGGUGGGGUCGGGGUCUGGGGCCUGCAGCGAAAGUGCGCCCCACCAUUCACAGCUCCCACACCCCUUUACUCUCGUGACUCUGGGGCCCGGAAGCCAGGGAGGAGGCGCCGGCAGUCGCUGUGUCUGCGUUUUGUCUGUCGUGAAGGGGAGGUCCCCAGGCCGGCCCGUCUCUGAGCCCGGUCACGGUGCAGAGAGCUGCCCUGACACCGCCUCUUCUCCAGGUCACUUGUGGAGGCCGCCUGAAUCUCACUUGCCCCACUAGACUUGCUUUCCACCCAGUGACCAGUCUCAGACCUUGAAUUUAAAAGGAAAACCCCCUUGUUUAGGAAGCUUGCCUUCCUGGAGGCAGGCGGCGCCUUCUGCACGGUGGUCAGGAAACCGGCCGCCGCUGCGGACAGGGAGCCGGGGGGUGUCUCCGUGUCAUCUUGCUCUGCUGUCCGAUGUGGGCCGGGCCAGGGGCCAGAGGAAAGCAGAAGAGGGCUUCCCGGUCCUUGCUUCAGGGUCCCUCCCCUGUGCAAGCUGCCAAGAGGGGACCUGCGGGCAGGACACCCGGCCAGGGGUCACCAGGGUCGCAGCACAACUCGUGGAGUAGCAGGUUCUCUGGACAUACACGUGUGAGAGUCCCCUCAGCCUGGUCCCCAGAGACUUGGGCCCCCCACCCGAACCCGGCUGUGGUACGUGGAGGGGUCCUUGCAGCUGUGGCCUCACUACCUCACAGCUGCUUUUUCUUGUGUCCACCCGGACUUGUCCUUUUGCUCUGCCUGGGAGAGUCAUCGAAGAAAUCCGUGGAGCCCUCUGCCCAUUGUGGCCAGCUGGGGCAUCUGAAGAUGGGUGUAUUUAUUGGCUCAGGGCCAGGCAGCCUGUGGUUAAGAGGGGUCGGAGGUGACGGGCACGCUUUGUCAUGCUUACCACUGGCUUUAUUUAAAGUGGUAGCUCCAAGACCCGACUCUGACCCCCAGAGACUUUUAUAACGUAAUAAGACCUGGGGAAGCCAUCCACUGACCGCGGACCGCACCCCAGAAGAAUGCCACGGCCCUCCCCGCCUCUCCAGGGGACUCGACAAGGGUGCCUGAGGCCAAGGGAGGUCACCGCCUCCCUCCAGGCCCCUGACUUUUACUUUGUGGUUCUAUAAAACCCAUGUUCACACUUUUCACUCUAUUGUAGCCACAACAGGGCAGUUGCAUCCGGCAUGUCAGUGUCCUGCCCCGGGCAGCCCGCCCGCCCGGGCACUCUCCCUCUGGUCUGGCUGCCCACCAAGAGGGCAGUCCUCAUUUUGUUAUUGGUAGAAGAGCCUCCAGCUGAAAAGCUCUUCGUUUUCUUUGGCCAGAAGUGUAUGGCUUGUGGGUCUUGUUUUAUUUUUUUUUUAAAGGAUGGAGACUUAAUUUCCGGGUGGCAUCCAUGUUCUGACCCCCGUGGGUGGGACGAUGGCCUGAAGUCUCCCUCUUUUGUCCCACCCUCUGCACCUUCUGCCUGUUCAGUGCCCGCCCCUUCCUUCCCCCAGGCAGUGGGUGUCUGGUUCCUUCCCAAAGUGCUUACGUGGAAAGAGUGUGGCUUCUGGCCUCUUUUAGAAAAGCCCCUUUGAGUCCAGGGCCCAGCAGGGACAGGAAGGAAAUGUCCACGGGGGUGGCCAUGUUGGGGAAAAAGAGUGCUCAGGGAAGUGUGCCUCCUUUCCUGGCCCCCUCCGUCUCAUCUCGGGGCUGGCAGCCAAAGACUGAGGCUCCUCUGCUCAAAUCUUCGACAUCUCCUAAAAGGCACUGGAGACCAGAGAAGCCAGCAUUAGUGGCUUUAUACGGGUUCCUGAUGGGCUGGGAGGCGCCAUCCCUUCCUAAGGGCCCUGUCUUCAGUUUCAUGGCAGCCUCGCUACAGCCUCUGAACAGACAAAUUGUGAAUGAGCUAGAAUGUUGCAAGAUUAUACAUAUAGUAAAUGUAUAUCUAGCUGUUGAUAGGUACUUAGAGCAUUCACAAUGGCCAGCAGCCUUGCGGAGGGCCUGGGUAACUCUCACCCUUGGCCAAAGGAAGGGGGUUGCCUGUCUGGGGCUGAGGUUGGAGAAGGCACCUAGUGACAUUGCCCUGCUGUGGCCCUGGGUGGGCAGCUCCUGCAGCCCUCCGGCCUGCAGCGGGGUGGCAGGCGUGGGAGCCAGCUAAGGAGGGCCCCUUAGUGCUGGGCAGCUCACCACCCAGGGCCCUGGGAGCCCUGGUUUUCGUGGCAGAGCCUCACCCCAGAGCUCCUUUAGCAUCUGUUAAUUAAGUGCAAUAAAUUUUUCUAGAAAAUGGUAAAGAGGAUUUCCAGGUGGAUAUUGCUAUCUUAGGGUGUUGGGGACGCCAGAACACCACUUGGUUUUAUUUUUCUAAGUGCAUGUGAUGUGAUAGAGUGUGUGGGGCUCCCUGUCUUCCCCUGGGAGCCGGCAUUCCAGUGAGCCCCCCUUUCCCGCCUUUGUGGGGAAAGGAGGCAAGGAGAAAAUUCCUUCUUCCCAGCUGGCGAGGGCGGAAGCGGACUGGAGCCCAUUGGCCUUAUGUGCGUGUGUGCGUGCGAGUGUGUCACUGCUGGUGGGCCGGAGUGAUGUGACAGGGAGGGAAGCUGGGAAUGUAACCUUUUCAAAACGAAAUUAAAUAUUUUGAGACGAGA